AAACCCUCAAGAAUCCUGGGAACCACUAUUUUUAGUUUUCUCGGUUCUGAUUCCAGACCUCUCUCAAUCCGUACACUCCAUACAAAGAUUCACUAUUUUAUUCUUAUUAUAAUACACUGGGCGGUUUUUCUUAUGAUUCUUUGCUCUCCAACUCUUCUUUAGGAGAACAUUUAUCUCUUCAAUUUAUCUAUUUUCAGCUUAAAUAUUAUAUAUUUCUAUACUCUUGGCCUUGUUUGUUUCAAUUUGUUCUGUAAAACUUUAAUGGAAUCAUAAACCCGAUCAAUGGAUUGUUGGUUUCCAUAGCUGCAAAAUGCUCUCCUCGUUAAGGGAUUUUUGGAGAAGGCAUAAGAGGAAGGUUAUUGUUUCAACUGGGGUUUUAGGAAGUGGGUAUGUUCUGUAUAGAUUAUACAAUGCUCAUAGACGAAGGCUUGAUGAUCUGGAGAGAGAACUUGCAACUGAACGGAAAAGAGUUGAUGAAUUUGUCAAGGACCAAAUGCAAGCUCAUUUUGAGAACAUCCAGAGAAUAGCUGAUACGACUACAUUGCCGCACGCAAUGCAAUUUUUAAGCAGUCGGAUAGAAGAAGAGUUGCAGCUUUCUCACCUUACUGACAGGCUUAUGCAAGGGAAGGGUCAGCCAAAUACUUUGACAUAUUCGGAGAAACUUGAGUUAUGGGAUAAACUUAAGUAUUUGAGCUUCACAAGAAUGGUGUUGUCAUUAUGGACGAUGACAUUACUAAGCUUAUAUAUCAGAGUUCAGGUCAAUAUAUUGGGGAGACAUUUAUAUAUUGAUACUGCGCGUCAUAUCGGAAGUUCCCAUUUUCUCGAUGAUGGUGAUCUCAUUGACAGGGAUGACCAGCAGAAGUUUCUGGCUAGUGCUGAUUUUCUUUCUACUAAUGGCCUGCCUGCAUUGAUUUCAAAUAUGCAGGCAGCAGUAACAGAAGUUAUCAAAGGAAAACAGUUACGGGAUUUCUUUAAUGCUGCAGUUCUUCAUGAAACUAUUGUGCAAAUACUUGACACCUUCAAGAGCAUUAGAAGUCCCCAUCUUUGGGUGGACUUCUUGAUGCCUGCCAAUGCUCAUCUACAAGAGCUAAAUGCAUCUUCCAGCGGUGACAAUACCGUUUUUCCAGAUGUAUCAAAAUUUGAUCUACUUAUGUUAGAGACAAGGGCGGUGCUAUCGAGUGUCAAAUUCACAAAUGUUGCUGAAGUUGCACUGAAAGCAGUGGUGGAUGCAUUGAUCGAAGAGAUAGGAGUCCAAUGUGGAGAAGACAAUCUGGCAACUGGGAUGCCACUCGCCAGGUUAUUGGCGCGUGUCACUCAUGUGGGUCCCAUCCUACUCGACGAACCGAGCAAAAACAAGUUCAUCGAAGCCAUUCAAAAUGUACCAGAAGUGGAAAUGUUAUUCACUGUUCUCUACGCAAAUGCCGAUGUAUUAGACUAGCAAGUGAGCUUGUGAUUAUUAUUUCUAUCACAAUGUUUUUAUAAUCUUAUAAGAAAGGCAUCUAUGUAAAGAAUGUGAUUCACUUUAGUUUGGCAUUUCAAAAAGUUAUUUGAAAUUGAAAGUGACAAAGUAGACAGUCUAGGACUACAGCAUUGUAAUUUAUCUUUUCAUCUUCUUUUUUUUUUUUUUUCCAAAUAUUUCUAUUGAUGUUUGCUGAGGUAAUAAUUUAUGUAGAUUACCUUACAUAUUGAAGAUCUUGCCAUGGCUUAUGGUAAGUGCUUUUUGUAAUUUUCAGUUUAAAGAAGAAGGUAUUGAGACAUGUUACUUUUC
Humulus lupulus (European hop) is the source of this 1768-nucleotide messenger RNA. RefSeq names its product peroxisome biogenesis protein 3-2. The coding region runs from base 311 to 1438 and encodes 375 amino acids. Gene Ontology annotation, cellular component: peroxisomal membrane. Gene Ontology annotation, biological process: protein import into peroxisome membrane. Gene Ontology annotation, molecular function: protein-macromolecule adaptor activity. NCBI's taxonomy places the organism in Eukaryota, Viridiplantae, Streptophyta, Magnoliopsida, Rosales, Cannabaceae. The transcript is spliced from 7 exons. The record is from RefSeq and is a predicted model, not a curated record.